CUUUCUUUUUUUAGAAUUAUUUUGCUCGGAUAUCGAUGAAGGUUCUCUCGCCGGUUCUUGCAUUCCUAGCACUUGCUGCGGUGGCAAGCCAUGCGGCUCUCACACCUGAGCAGUAUUGGAACAAUAAGCUGCCGGAUACUCCGAUGCCGAAGGUUGUCCAAGAAAUUCUACAUCCCGAAUUGUUAGGGGAGAAAAGUACGUCUGUGAAUGUAGGAGGUGGUGGUGUAAACGUCAAUACAGGGAAAGGGAAGCCUGGGGGUACCGCCGUGAACGUCGGAAAGGGCGGAGUACAUGUGAACACCGGGAAAGGCGGUGGCAGUCAUGUGAGCGUCGGCGGCAAAGGCGGAGGAGUAUCUGUAAACACUGGGCACAAGGGAAAGCCGCCAGUAAACGUUCACGUUUCACCGUUUAUUUACAAUUAUGCAGCCACCGAGACUCAAAUCCACGACGACCCGAACGUGGCACUUUUCUUUUUGGAAAAAGACAUGCACCCCGGUGCAACGAUGACCCUGCAUUUCAAUCAAAACACACAGAAAUCAACCUUCUUACCUUACCAAAUAUCCCAAACGAUACCGUUUUCAUCAGACAAGUUGCCAGAAAUCUUCACCAAAUUCUCAGUAAAAUCCGGAUCGGAAGAGGCAGAGACAAUGAAGAACACGAUCAAGGAGUGCGAAAAGCCAUCGAUCCUAGGAGAAGAAAAAUACUGCGCAACCUCACUUGAAUCAAUGAUCGACUUCACCACUUCCAAGCUCGGGAAAAUCGGCCAGGCAGUCUCAACAGAGGUGGAAAAACAAACCCCAAAGCAGAAAUUCAAAAUAUCCGCCGGAGUAGAGAGAAUCGCAGGCGACAAAGCCGUGGUAUGCCACAAGCAGAAUUAUGCGUACGCCGUGUUCUACUGCCAUAAAUCGGAAACAACCAGGGCUUACACGGUUCCUUUGAACGGUGCCGACGGAACAAAAGCCAAAGCAGUCGCAGUUUGCCACACGGAUACAUCGGCAUGGAACCCAAAGCAUUUGGCUUUUCAAGUCCUCAAGGUUGAGCCAGGAACCGUUCCCAUCUGCCAUUUCCUUCCUCAGGAUCACAUUGUUUGGGUCCCAAAGUAGAAUCCUGAAGAGUAGAGCCCUUUAGUGUGCAUUAAAACAGCUUAAAGAAAUAUCCAUGGAUCAUGUUCUUAGUAAUGGAUAAAAUGAUAGUAUUACUUAUUGUAACGUAGUGGUUUGGUGAUAAAUCUAUUAGAACAUCAUGGUUUUUUGUUU
This is a messenger RNA of Hibiscus syriacus, 1256 nucleotides long. RefSeq names its product BURP domain protein RD22-like. Bases 36 to 1103 code for a protein of 355 amino acids. The transcript is spliced from 4 exons. NCBI's taxonomy places the organism in Eukaryota, Viridiplantae, Streptophyta, Magnoliopsida, Malvales, Malvaceae. The record is from RefSeq and is a predicted model, not a curated record.